AUGUCAUUAAAUAUAAGAGCGCCUCUGUUUGCUGGAUAUCCCUUUCAAGGUCAGGGAAGGGUUAAUCAAUUAGGAGGUGUGUUUAUUAAUGGUCGGCCGCUACCAAAUCAUAUCAGACUAAAGAUUGUAGAGUUGGCCGCAGCCGGUGUCAGGCCUUGUGUGAUAAGCCGACAAUUAAGAGUAUCUCACGGAUGUGUAUCCAAAAUAUUGAAUAGAUAUCAGGAAACUGGUUCCAUAAGGCCCGGUGUUAUCGGCGGUUCAAAACCACGUGUGGCCACACCCGACGUGGAGAAGCGAAUUGAAGACUAUCGACGGGAAAAUCCAGGUAUCUUCUCGUGGGAAAUAAGAGACAGACUCAUUAAAGAAGGACUUUGUGAUCGCACAACAGCACCGUCAGUAUCAUCUAUUAGUCGACUACUGCGUGGACCAAAUAAUCCGGUUGGCGGAGGUAUCGGCACCGGUAAAGACAGUGAAAGUGUGGGCAAAGGCGGACACCAUAAGCACACAAUCGACGGCAUUCUUGGUGGAGAUAAAUGCAAUAAUGAUUCCGAUGAAUCAGGCGAUUCGGACAGUGAUGCCGAACCCGGACUGACCCUAAAACGAAAACAACGGCGCUCUCGGACCACAUUCACAGCCCAUCAGUUGGAUGAGUUGGAGAAGGCCUUUGAAAGGACACAAUAUCCUGAUAUCUAUACUCGCGAAGAGUUAGCUCAGAGAACUAAGCUAACGGAGGCCAGGGUUCAGGUUUGGUUCAGCAAUCGUAGGGCCCGUUGGAGGAAACAGAUGGGUAGUCAACAGUUGAACGGCUUUUCGGCGGCAUUGGCGACACUGCCAGCAAUGCACGCGUACUCGUCAUCGGCAGCCAAUCCCUACUUGUCGUUUGCAGCGGCGGCUCAGGCAGAUGCCAACCAUUACACCAAUACAUCUCAAGAUUGUUCAAAUUUACACCACACGGGAUCAGCUCUUCACCAUCAAAGUGAUGCCAGCACUCGAUCGGCACCUUAUCUAUCAAGUGAUGCCAAUUAUGCCGUUUCGGUUUCAUCGGCAGCACAGGUGCUAAAUAUGUUGAACAAUGGCAUCGGUGGUUGUGCCGGUAAUGUUAAUUCAAUGAAUGAAUACUCGAGUUCACUAUCGAUGAGCACCGGUAACGGCGGGAAUGGUAUGACAAAUGGUGUGAUGAGUAGCGGCGGCAACAUUGCCAACGAUCGCGACAAUAAUACAUCUAAUUGGGUGUCGAAUCACACAAAUAAUAACAACAAACUAAACAAUAACAACGCCGUCGGUGGCCAUUGGGGACACUCGACAAGUCCUAAUUGUAUGCCAAACAUGUUGGACACGGGAUCGUUUGGUACGGGAACAGGACAUAUGUCAUCCAUAGCCGCGUCCAAUACUACUGAUCCGUUUGGUUUUGUUACACACACUGACCUCAAAAAUCCAUUUUAUUAUUCGCAGUUCGGCUCAGGAAUCAGGGGCUUAGCCUUAUAA
Molecule: messenger RNA, 1485 nt
Organism: Oppia nitens
Lineage: Eukaryota; Metazoa; Arthropoda; Arachnida; Sarcoptiformes; Oppiidae
Product: protein gooseberry-like
Exons: 7
Coding region: 1-1485 (494 amino acids)
Biological process (GO): anatomical structure development; regulation of transcription by RNA polymerase II
Molecular function (GO): RNA polymerase II cis-regulatory region sequence-specific DNA binding; DNA-binding transcription factor activity, RNA polymerase II-specific
Source: RefSeq, a predicted model, not a curated record